This is a messenger RNA of Exophiala viscosa, 2049 nucleotides long. RefSeq lists its product as uncharacterized. Lineage: Eukaryota; Fungi; Ascomycota; Eurotiomycetes; Chaetothyriales; Herpotrichiellaceae. Gene Ontology annotation, molecular function: protein binding. The coding region runs from base 142 to 1950 and encodes 602 amino acids. The record is from RefSeq and is a predicted model, not a curated record. The transcript has 5 exons.
CUCACUUUUCAUUACUGGACUCGGCCCUUUCUCACUUCGCUACUUCCAUCGCUAUCUAUCCUCCAUCCGCUCUUGUAUCCUGUCCUGAUCCCUGCACUUUGUUGGAAGGCUUCAUUGUAUUGUCUGAAACAUCAGCACAUCAUGGAUUCCCUCGUCCUCGAGCCUCAAGUGACUCUGACCCUCCGCAAUCUUGAUAACGUCGAUCCUAUUCCCGAGCGACACAUCGUCCUGAAAUCUCCCAAGUGGAGCGUCAAGAUCGGUCGGGGUACCCAGAGCGGAGACGAACAACUACGUCCCUCUGCAAGCAAUGCCUGGUUCAAUUCAAGAGUGAUGUCAAGAAGCCAUGCUAUGAUCUAUGCAGACCCAGAAAACAAGACCGUCCACAUCCAAGAUAUCGGCUCGAUGCACGGUACACACUUUGCAGGCAGAACUCUGAAAAUGAAUGCCCCUGAACCACUAUUCGUGCGCGAUGUUGUCACACUGGGGGCCAAUGUAACGAGGGGUAGCAACUACUUCACGGCACUGAACCUCAUGGCCGAUUGGACCUGGUCAGACAUCUUGACUCCUGCAAUCGACACUGCUGCUGGACCUUCCAAAUCUAUCUACCACAACACAUUCUCUGCAGAUUACAGCGAAGACGGCUUUGAGCAAGAUCCGGAGUCGGAUGUGGAUUUCUACGAGGAAGAAGAUUACGACACGAAUGCCCAUGUACAGAGCAAUGCGCACCAAGACCCUGACGUUGACCAGGAGCGAUACUUGGCAGAAACACACGUCGAGGAAGUCGAAGAACGCGAAUACGUCCAACUCGAUGACGAUGACGAUGACGACGAAGCCGAAGAAGACGACGACGAGGUCGAAGUCGUGCAGGACUCUCUUCGUGAGCCAAGUGUCGAAGUGAUAUAUCCACCACGUACCUUUACCGUCCCUGAAUCCGAUGACUCCGACGCACCCAGCUAUGUCUCCAGCAGAGAAGAGUCGGUUGCUGAAAGCCCUACGUCCAGCCAGGUCGAUAUCGACGAGGGAUACGAGGUCAAACAACACGAAUUGCCAUUUGGGUUAUUUGACGAUGGUAAGGGACUUCAGGCUUCUGGUAUUGCAAAAGAUACUGCAAAUGGUCCCGGCGAAGCAAAAAAUAUUAUCUCAGAUAACGAGCAAUCGGCCGGUGACGUGCAACAGCAAGCCGACGCACACGCGGUACGAGCACCAAGUCCCUCUGAUGCGGCGAUGGUGAAGCCUACAGCCGAACAAUCCCAAGCCCUGGCUGCUCCUCCCUUCAUUCAAGACACGAACCAUCACGGUGAUACUGCACAUGCUGACACGGCUGUCGGAUUUGCACGGUCUGAAUCAGCCUGGGCCGGCCACAACUCCGUCCUGUAUGACAACCUGUCGAGCGUCUAUCAGGCCCAAGGUCCAUCAUCUGCAGCUGUUACACACUCCUUCGCAGCAUUAACCUAUGAUUCACCAUAUUUGGGCAACGAGCAUCCUUGGAGUGAGGCUGAAUCGUACUAUGGCCUGAAUCUGCCUCCUCUCCAGCCAUUUGCGCAGGCUGUCAAUCCGGCAUCUAUCAACAACACUUCCGAGUCCAGUGCGAGGCCACUCAAGCGAAAGGCAGAACUUAUCACGUCAGAUGCUUCUUCAUGGGAUGGGUCUCGGUCCCCUGAGCUUUCCUCCAAGCAGCUCGAAGCUUUGGAUGUGACGCAGGAACCGCUCUCAGAGGCUGAUAACCAAGACGUCCACAGUCCACUCUUGGAGCCAGAUGUACCUAUGCAGUCUACAGAGGUUGCAAUGCCGCCACGCAAGAAAGCGAAGAAGAGCAAGCAACGAUCCUCGGAGCACCGGGACAACACUGGUGGUGGCUUCCUCAAGAUUGCUGCUGCCACACUUGCAGGCAUGGCAAUUGGCACUGUUGGUACGAUCAUCGGUCUUGCUUCUUUGCCCCCUAUUGCAUAGUCAGCACAUUACCAUUCCAACAUAUCUGUUAAAGUUUUCCAGCUUUAUGAAGCCGCCUUGGCUAUGGCUGUCUUCAGGAAAGGGCAAAGAUGCAUGACU